AUGACCAACACAGAGACGCAAACUUCAAUGUCUCCGCAUAACAUGCGGGUGCCAGCGCAAGAUUCAGCUAGCAUACGGACCAUGUUCGAUAAUGGCGAUACGCACAAUGUGCCCGAUGCGGUAGAAAGUAGCAGAGACUCUGCAGAAAUCAAACCCGAAAGAUCUUCCAAUGAAACAGAGAGUUUAAUUGUGGAUUGGGACGGGCCAAAUGAUCCGGCAUGA
Molecule: messenger RNA, 222 nt
Organism: Penicillium digitatum Pd1
Lineage: Eukaryota; Fungi; Ascomycota; Eurotiomycetes; Eurotiales; Aspergillaceae
Source: RefSeq, a predicted model, not a curated record